GAACCGACCAGUAGCUGUUCGUGGCGAAUGAUGGCAAAGUGGAUGCUGUUGUGCGUUGUAUGAGUACGAAACGGGUAUGAGCGAUCAAAGAGCGACGAUGCAGCGGUGUGGCUUCUGAGAAACGGGAGGAUUGUCGUUUAGAUCGUCGUAUUAAUAUUACUUCCUCGGUUGAGCGAUCGUAUCCCUGAUCAUCCCUGGUCACGAUGGCUCUCAGCCAGACAAGCGUAGUGAGUAAACGAGCGAACGAACGUAAUUUGAAAUUAUAUAAUACUGUGAUAGAAGAUGUAAUAACAGGAGUACGGGAAUCGUUCAUAGACGAAGGAGUAGAUGAACAGGUUCUCCAAGAACUUAAACAAAUAUGGGAAACAAAACUGAUGGCCAGCAAAGCUGUAGAAUUAAAUCCAGAUCCACCAGAACCACAAGUUCCUCAAAUCAACACGCACAAAGCUGUGUCUGUCAAUAAAGCUAAUAUAGGAAAUCAUUUUGUACAACCAUCUGCUGGAAAUGCAGUACCGCAAACGCAAUCUCAACAAUCGCAACAGCAGCAACAAGCGCAAUCACAGCAGCAACAACAAUCGACCCAACCACAACAACAUACACAUCCUACAGGAACAUCGUUACAACAGCAGCAGCCACAGCAGCACUCGACAACGCCGGUACAGCAAGUGGUAACUGCACCAGCUGCUGUACUUGACCGACAAGUGCCCAUACAGAUCACCCUACCUCCACAAGCUGGCAUUCCGGAUGGACCACAGCGGAUUUUAAGCAUACAAGUUCCUGCAUCUGCUCUUCAAGGAAACCAAUUACAUACAAUUUUAACAGGUCCCGUAAUUUCUGCAGCUAUGGGUCUUCCAGCAAAUUUAGCUUCAACUUUGUUGCAACAACAUGUGAAUUCUACAUUGCAAGGGCAAGCAACAUUAGCUCCGUUACAAGUAAAUCAACCACUUCAAGUGGUCACGCAAAGUACAAAUAGUGUCGCAACACAGAGGCCACCUCAAAAUCAACAACAAAAUAAUAUAAAUCAGUUAGAUGGAGGGGUAGGUGAUUCUACUGACGAUGACGAUGAAGAGGAAGAAGAUGAUAACGAUGAUGACGAUGAAGAUCUUGAUGAAAAAGAGGAGGAAGAAAAUGAUGAAGCUGCAGCUCGUGAAGAGGAACCCUUAAAUUCCGAAGAUGACGUUACAGAUGACGAUCCUACUGAUCUCUUUGAUACAGACAAUGUAGUAGUCUGUCAAUAUGAUAAGAUUACAAGGAGUCGAAAUAAAUGGAAGUUUUAUCUGAAAGAUGGCAUAAUGAACCUAAGUGGGAAAGACUAUGUAUUUCAAAAGGCAAACGGAGAUGCUGAAUGGUAAUUCUAAGUGCGAUGUGAAUAUUGUGUUGCCUACAGGAAGCUCAGGGAUGUAAAGGCAACUUGAUGAUGUGUUCACGUGAAAUGUUUCAUCUUUAAUAAAAGAUGAUUCUUGUAUGGAUUGUGCAAAGCUGCUGCAACUGGAAUGGCAAUACAGGGGAACAAUGGCGAAAGAAAGUUAUUACAUUAUCAAAAUGGCAUUAUUUAAUAGCAUCAAUGCUAAUUUCACAUGUUGACCUAAACUUAAUUUAUCACAGAAAAUGUUUUGUUUCAUUUUUUAUGAAAUUCUCUCUCUCCUAUGUUCUAAAUAUAUAUAGCAUAUAACACAACAUUAUCAGUCUUGAAUAUUUUUAAGUAAAUGUUUUUGUUUUAUUUUAAUUUUUUAUUAAAGAAAAUUCAAAAUCCAAUGUUAAGUGGAUUAUAAAAAUUUAAUACAUUCUUUCAUGUAAUGCAGAUUAUGAAUAUACAGUGUAAAAAAUUACAUAAAAGUCUCCUAUUGUUAGUCAUAUGUUACUUUUGCGUUACGAUUCCUCCAGAAAAAAAGAACCAUUAUAAAUUGGUUAACUUUCCCUAGCAAAUGAGUAAACUUUAUUAAAGCAGAAAUACAUGAUAUGUUAAUCGAAAUAUCAUAUCGAUUAGUGGCUCUGUAAUUACAUCACGAACAAUGAUUAUGAAGAUGAUGAAUUGUGAAUUUGUACCAUGUAUGUGUGUGUGUGUGUUUUUUGAAAUUCUUGAUUAUGAACUUUUUCAUAUGGAAUGAUGGGUAAAGUUGAGGUAAAAUUUACAUUCAUCUCUUUCCUUUCAAUCUGGAAACAGAAUGAUAUACUAUAUGUGUUUGAGUUCAAGUCUUAAAAAAUUGCAAAACUAUGGCUCAUAUGUGAUGCUUUGAAAUAAUAAACGUGUCUGUUACAUAUAUAUAAAAUCUUGUUGCAAGCACAUUAACAAGAUCAUUUAUUAAUGAAGGAAAGAAGGACAGUUUAGCAUUUAGGCAAUUAAUUGGGCAUACCACUUGAAAAGUUUAAAUUGUUCUGGAAGCUACAAUUUUUAUCAACUUUUCUAUUUGAUUUGACUUUAAAAAGUAAUUGCUUAAUAUUUGUGAUGUGGCAAUUUAUUGUUAGAUCAAAUAUUUAAAUGAGAAAUAUCUUUCUCGAGUUAACAUAUAUUUGUAAAAAUUAAGUUUAAUGGCUUCCAAAUCGAUUCAAACUUGCCUCAGUCAAAGAUAUUAUAAGACUCGUGACUUAGCAAACUUUAUGUUGUACACAUAAUAAUAUUUAAGCAAAAAUCAAUAUAUCGCGAAUGUUUAUAGAUUAUUUUUAAAUUAUAAUUUAUAAUGUAGAGAUGCAAUUUAAGAUAUCUCUCCUUUCUUUUUUUUUUGUCGUUACAAUUAAUGUUUAAUUAGUUUAAGAUAAUUAUUUAAUCGAAGAACAAUGAUAUAAAAGAAAUUUCUAUGAUAUAAACUCACAAUGUGAUUACAAAUAUGCCAAAACAGUGUGCAAUUUUUAUAUUGUAUCAUAUCAUUUUACCAAGAAUGUUACAAAUAUUUGGCAUAUUUUAAAACUUGGAUAAUGUAUCGUAAAGAAUUGGCCAAAUUUUUAACGUUACCAAAAAGAAGUAUGUAUUUUAUGAAGAUUUUGGUUAAUAUCAUAGAAUCUUAUAAAAUAUCUUAUAGAAUAUAAUUACAGGUGCUGUCUGUGCAAAAUAUUACGGUAUCUGCGUUAUAUUGUUCGUCGUAUGCCUUAUAUAUAUAUUUCGAGUUUAACUUAUAAAUAAAACUUCUUUACAGAAUAAAUGUUUAAUAAGAAAACUA
This is a messenger RNA of Formica exsecta, 3155 nucleotides long. It is a transcript of the gene TfIIA-L, whose product is annotated as transcription initiation factor IIA subunit 1. The record is from RefSeq and is a predicted model, not a curated record. Gene Ontology annotation, biological process: transcription initiation at RNA polymerase II promoter; transcription by RNA polymerase II. The transcript is spliced from 7 exons. Bases 204 to 1352 code for a protein of 382 amino acids. Gene Ontology annotation, cellular component: transcription factor TFIIA complex. Lineage: Eukaryota; Metazoa; Arthropoda; Insecta; Hymenoptera; Formicidae.